AUAAUAUAAACAUUCCGUUUGUAUUCGUGAUCGAGUUUCGUGUUGUGUUCGAACGAAUUAAUACGCAGUUCGUUUUCGCCAUUCGUCUUUGUAACAUGUCUGUCUCACGCUACACUGAGACAGCUCACAGACAGUAUUUCCAAAUUUUUAUUCAAUCGUAGUUGAAAUUUUGCGUUAUAUGUGAUAUAUGUGAAUCGCGACGCGUAUCGUGCAACAAGAUUUCGAUGCAACGUGUUUCUAACCUUAUCGUUUUUUCGUGUGACGCGACAAUGUCGUUUAACGGUAGUGUACUUAUUCCUUUUUUCCGGUCUCAAAGGUGUGUUAGAAUCGAUGGUGUUAUAGAGGGCGUUGCUGUAACAAGCUUACUUUCCCGCGAAUUCUCCGGCAUCAAACGAUAAGAAUAUUACGCAGUUUAUCGCGAGAACGUCUCUCGGCUUUGUUUUACGACGGCCAUUAACCCAUUUACGUCCAGCUAGAAUUGUCGUACAGAACGUUAUGAACGGUGUUUCGCCAGGCGACUCUUAAUCCUUAAAGGGAAUGGAACGGUGACAAAUUUGAGAGGCUGGUCGCGACGUAAAUGUAUUAAAGAAACCGUUUUGUCCGUUGAACGGAAACGUAAUUGUUUUACGUGCCGCGUGACCAUUCGUUUCGUAACCAUGACGAGGAUAACUAGAUGUGAAAGCACAGGGAAUGUCAGUGAUUAUUCGCAAGCUUCGUGAUCGCGAACGCAAGUUUUUUGGCUUCAUCCACUGAUAAUGUUACGCCAUGCCCUAGUAACACUAUACAUUGAUGACUGAUUGACGACGACUCUUGGCAUCGAUUGUCUUUCUUUGUGUACCCUCUUUAUCGCGGAAACAGUGGCGUUUGUGUGUAGGUAGAUAUGACUAUUUGAAAUUCUAUUGUCUUUCUCUACCUCCUAUUUUACGCGGCGAAUCUACUUCCGACUGGAUUACGAUUCCUGACAGAAAAAUUUUCGAUUGGAUGAGAAAGGAAAACGAGUCGGAGGAGAAAAAAAUAAUCGAGAGAAAAUAUUUAUCGAAAAUGUUGGACAAUAUUCCCUGAUGCCGGUGUGAGUCUCUACGGCAGAAGGGAGGAGGCGCAGGCUCCCGCGGGGGGCGCGGGGGGUGGCGGUGGCGGUGGCGUCGCAGGCGGAGGGAGAGACGGUGGAGCGGACCGGAACCGGAAAUGGCUGCGAGGUGGCUCCUGCUGGCGCUCCUCGCCGCCCACGCCGCGGCUCUUCCUGAUAUCAUUAGGAUAGGUGGGCUGUUUCAUCCGUCGGACGACAAGCAAGAAGUGGCCUUUCGUUAUGCCGUGGAAAAGAUCAACGCCAACCGGGAUAUCCUGCCCAAGUCCCGUCUCAGCGCCCAGAUUGAGCAGAUAAAACCGCAGGACAGUUUCCACGCUUCGAAGCGAGUGUGCCAGUUGCUGCGAAGCGGGGUGGCGGCGAUUUUUGGGCCGCAGAGCGCGCACACCGCCUCCCACGUGCAAAGCAUUUGCGACACCAUGGAGAUUCCGCAUCUGGAGACACGUUGGGACUACCGGCUCAGACGGCAGAGCUGUCUCGUCAACCUCUACCCGCACCCCACCACCCUCUCCAAGGCGUACGUUGAUCUGGUGAAAGCCUGGGGCUGGAAGAGCUUUACCAUCAUCUACGAGAAUAACGAAGGGCUGGUGCGUUUGCAGGAGUUACUGAAGGCACACGGACCCAGCGAAUUUCCUAUUACGGUCAGGCAGCUCAGCGAGGGCUCUGAAUAUCGGCCGCUGCUGAAGCAGAUAAAGAACUCGGCCGAGUCGCACAUUGUACUGGAUUGCUCCACGGAGAGGAUUUACGACGUGUUGAAGCAGGCGCAGCAAAUAGGGAUGAUGAGCGACUAUCACAGCUACCUCAUCACCUCUCUGGAUCUACACAGCGUCGAUCUCGAGGAAUUCAAGCACGGCGGGACCAAUAUCACUGCCUUUCGAUUAGUGGACCCGGAGAAACAGGAUAUACAAAAAGUCGUGCAAGAUUGGAUCUACGGGGAGAAGCGUUAUAAUCGCGAGCUCGAUAUGGGGCAGAACUCCAACAAGAACAACCUCACCUGCAUAAAGACUGAAACAUCGUUAAUGUACGACGCUGUGCACCUAUUCGCGAAAGCGCUGCACGAUUUGGAUACGUCCCAGCAGAUCGACAUCAAGCCACUUUCCUGCGAGUCAACCGAUACCUGGCCUCACGGGUAUUCACUCAUCAAUUAUAUGAAAAUCGUUGAAAUGACAGGGUUGACAGGGACUAUCAAAUUCGAUCAUCAGGGAUUCCGCUCAGAUUUUAUCCUCGACAUCAUCGAGCUGAACAACAAAGAGGGGUUGAAGAAGAUAGGGACCUGGAACAGCACGAAGGGAAUAAAUUUUACGAGGAGUUACAAGGAGGAGUACACUCAAAUCGUGGAGAAUCUUCAAAACAAGACUUUUAUCGUAACGACUAUACUGAGCGCCCCAUACUGCAUGAGGAAAGUCUCGAGCAACAAGCUGGUCGGAAACGCACAGUUCGAGGGAUACAGCGUCGACUUGAUUUACGAGAUAUCGAAGAUCCUCGGCUUCAAUUACACGUUCCGGCUGGUGCCGGAUGAACGUUACGGGUCCUACAACAAAAAGACGAAAGAGUGGGACGGUAUGAUGAAAGAACUGUUGGAUCAGAAGGCGGAUCUAGCGAUCGCGGAUCUGACCAUCACGUACGAUCGGGAACAGGCGGUCGACUUCACCAUGCCGUUCAUGAAUCUGGGGAUCAGCAUAUUGUAUCGUAAGCCUAUAAAGCAGGCACCGAAUCUCUUCUCAUUCCUCAGCCCGCUCAGCCUCGAUGUUUGGAUUUAUAUGGCGACAGCUUAUCUAGGCGUAUCCGUGCUGCUCUUCAUAUUAGCCAGAUUCACCCCGUACGAGUGGUACAAUCCUCAUCCGUGCAACAAAAACCCGGACCAUCUGGAGAAUCGCUUCAAGCUGCUCAACUGCAUGUGGUUCACCAUCGGAUCCUUAAUGCGGCAGGGCUCUGACAUUCUGCCCAAGGCCGUGUCGACGCGGAUAGUGGCGGGUAUGUGGUGGUUCUUCACUUUGAUCAUGAUUUCUUCGUACACUGCCAACUUGGCCGCGUUCCUCACCGUCGAGAGGAUGGAUUCGCCGAUCGAGAGCGCCGAGGAUCUUGCAAAGCAGACGAAAAUCAAAUACGGAGCUCUCAAAGGAGGCAGCACCGCGGCCUUUUUCAGGGAUUCCAAUUUCUCGACGUACCAGCGCAUGUGGUCCUUCAUGGAUUCGGCAAAGCCGUCGGUAUUUACAACGAGCAACGUCGAGGGUAUGGAACGAGUGAUCAAGGGUAAAGGCAGUUACGCGUUCCUAAUGGAAUCCACCUCCAUCGAAUACGUAAUCGAGAGAAACUGUGAUCUUACCCAAAUCGGUGGCCUCUUGGACUCGAAGGGAUACGGGAUAGCCAUGCCCCCGAAUUCACCGUACAGAACGGCCAUAAGCGGAGCCAUACUGAAGCUGCAGGAAGAGGGGAAGUUACAUUUGCUGAAGACUCGGUGGUGGAAGGAGAAACGUGGCGGAGGAUCUUGUAGGGACGAUAUCUCGAAGAGCAGCUCGACGGCGAACGAGCUGGGAUUGGCGAACGUCGGCGGCGUGUUCGUGGUGCUGAUGGGCGGUAUGGGGAUCGCUUGCGUGAUCGCGGUAUGCGAGUUCGUCUGGAAAAGCCGGAAGGUCGCCAUCGAGGAACGGAGUCAUCCUUAUGGAAUGUUGAAGAAGUCGGCCGACACGAUGAUCGGAAAUGAUCGGUACGAGGGAUUCGGCAUCGAUGUUAUUCAAGAGUUGAGCAAAAUGUUGGGUUUCAAUUACACGUUCGAGGUGCAGACGGACAACGUGUACGGAUCGUAUUCUAAGAAGACGAAAAAAUGGUCGGGGAUGCUCGGGAAAAUAAUAGCCGGUGAGGCCGAUCUGGCGAUUACGGAUUUAACCAUUACGUCCGAGAGAGAAGGGGCUGUGGACUUCACGAUGCCUUUUAUGAAUUUAGGAAUAAGCAUUUUAUACAGAAAACCGACAAAGACACCGCCGAGUUUGUUCUCCUUUCUUUCUCCAUUUUCGGCCGGAGUUUGGUGGUAUUUGAUCGGAGCUUAUAUAUUUGUAUCCGUGGUGCUAUUCAUAAUCGGCAGGAUAUGCCCGGCUGAGUGGAACAAUCCGUAUCCUUGCAUCGAGGAGCCCGAAGUGCUCGAAAAUCAAUUCACAUUUAAGAAUUCCCUUUGGUUCACCAUUGGCAGUAUUAUGCAGCAAGGUUCCGAGAUUGCGCCCAUAGGAUUGUCGACAAGAAUGAUGGCCGCUUCCUGGUGGUUCUUCUGCCUCAUCAUGGUCUCAUCCUACACUGCCAACUUAGCCGCUUUCUUGACAGUGGAAACGGUGGUGUCACCAUUUUCCAACGUGGAAGAAUUAGCCAAAAAGCGGACUAUUAAAUACGGAGCCAAAGUGGGAGGAUCUACGUUCAUGUUCUUCAAAAAUUAUGCGCAUUCCAAGGAUUCCAACUACUCGACGUACAAGGAGAUGUACGAAUACAUGAUGGAGAACGCGGCGGACGUGCUGCCUUCCGACAAUGACGCCGGAUUGACAAAGGUGCUCAGAGAGGAUUACGCGUUUUUGAUGGAGUCGAGCUCGAUAGAAUACAUCGUUGAACGAUACUGCAACGUGACGCAGAUCGGUGGACUUCUCGAUGCCAAGGGUUAUGGAAUCGCUAUGAAGAAGCACUCGCCGUAUCGCCAUUCGUUGAACACUGCCGUGUUAAAGCUGCAGCAAAGCGGCCUGAUCACGGAACUGAAGAAGAAAUGGUGGACGCAGAAACGCGGGGGUGGAACAUGUCGAGAAGACGGUGGUCAGAGCCAAGCGGAGGAACUGGAUCUCGAUAAUGUGGGUGGUGUGUUCCUGGUAUUGACCGUAGGCGUUGCCGCCUCCUUCUUUUACACUAUAUGCGAAUUACUGUGGGAUGUUGGAUGCACGUCUCUACGUGAAAACGUUUCCUUCAAGGAGGAAUUGAUGGCCGAGGUGAAGUUCAUCAUAAAAUGCGACAAUUCGCCUAAACCUGUAAGAAGGAGAAAAGGAUCGUCGAAUCGAAGCGGGGAGGAUAGUACAAGGGAUUGCACACCACCGUAUGGAUUUAUACCAGUAAUUAGAACUUCUAGUUCCGAUGACAAAUAAAUUGAAAACGAUAUACUUAUCGAAGAAAAAUCAAUUUAUUAAAAAAAAAAAAAAAGAAGAAGAAGGAAAAGAAAAUGGAGAAAGUUUUUCAAUUCAAAA
Apis laboriosa (Himalayan honeybee) is the source of this 5295-nucleotide messenger RNA. It is a transcript of the gene KaiR1D, whose product is annotated as glutamate receptor ionotropic, kainate 2-like. Bases 1186 to 5196 code for a protein of 1336 amino acids. Gene Ontology annotation, molecular function: glutamate-gated receptor activity; transmitter-gated monoatomic ion channel activity involved in regulation of postsynaptic membrane potential. The transcript is spliced from 25 exons. Gene Ontology annotation, cellular component: plasma membrane; postsynaptic membrane. Gene Ontology annotation, biological process: modulation of chemical synaptic transmission; synaptic transmission, glutamatergic; monoatomic ion transport. The record is from RefSeq and is a predicted model, not a curated record. Lineage: Eukaryota; Metazoa; Arthropoda; Insecta; Hymenoptera; Apidae.